Molecule: messenger RNA, 774 nt
Organism: Aureobasidium vineae
Lineage: Eukaryota; Fungi; Ascomycota; Dothideomycetes; Dothideales; Saccotheciaceae
Source: the annotation of a GenBank genome assembly
AUGUCAUCGACAUCCGCAGUCGGACCCCGCCGAAAGAUUGUGGGCACGAGCCUGAAGAUGUACUUUGACCUGACCAAAACCCUAACCUAUGCCGCCGACCUCGCAAACAUAUCCUCUCAAGCUGCAAAACACAACAUUGAUCUGUUCAUCAUCCCAGACUUUGUGUCUUUGCUGCCGGUCAAGGAUGCAUUGACAGGCACAGAAGUGAAACUGGGUGCUCAAGAUGCUUUUUGGGAAGAUGCGGGGGCAUAUACUGGAGAGGUUUCUUGCAAGACGUUGAGUCAGGCUGGAGUGAGCAUUGUUGAGUUGGGCCAUGCAGAGCGCAGGCGUCUGUUUGGAGAGACUGAUGCGACUGCUGCGAAGAAAGCUGCUGCGGCGUGUCGGAAUGGCUUGGUUCCUCUUGUGUGUAUCGGCGAAAAGACACAUGGCAAGAUUGCAUCUCAGGCUGUAGGCAUGGCUAUUGAGGAGUGCAGGCCACAAGUCAUGAGUCUCUUGCAAGCCAUCCCGGAUGAUGCUGAGCUCAUCCUUGCUUACGAGCCUGUCUGGGCCAUUGGCGCGAGUGAGCCGGCAGAUCCUGAUCAUGUUGUUGCUGUGACGCAGCAGAUCAGAAAGAUGGCCGAAGGACGCAAAGGUCUGACGAGGAUCUUGUACGGUGGAAGUGCUGGCCCUGGCACAUACGACAGGCUCAGACAGGGCGUUGAUGGAUUGUUCCUCGGACGCUUCGCUCACGACAUCAAGAACCUUGAGCAAGUCAUCAAGGAGAUGAGUGAUUGA